AUGACGCGCGUAGAACGCGUGAAAAUGGUAAGAGAGCGACGAAUGAAAGGAGCAAAAAAGGAUGACGGCGAAAGAAGAGGAGAAAGAAGACGUUCUUAUUUAAAAACGCACGGGAAAAAAUUACGCUCUGAUGGAGAAGAAGAAAAAUUUGUCGUUGGUGAUGAUGAUGAUGAGGAUGAUGAGGAUGUGGCGGCGCGACGACAAAAAGAAAUCGAAGAGUAUAUAAAUAGGAACAAAGAUUGCGAAAACGAAGAUCAUUUAUUAGGGGCAAAGUUACCAUCUUUGGAACAACAAACGAAACGUUAUUGCGAAAAAGAUCGCACGACUGAGAUUGUAUGUUUGCACAGAAAGAUGCAGUAUCCCGAAACGCACUGUAUGGCUUCGAACGUGAAGAUUGACGCGAGGAUGUUUCGGCAAUGGAUAUCUUCCGGGAAGGAUGAGAGCAAGUAUUAUCCGAAGGAAAUUGUCUCGAAAGGAAUUUUAGGUGGGAAUUGUGGGAGAGAUCCAGCGUUUGUGAGUGCUCAAUUUGGUAAGGGUGGCCAAGAAAUUUUAAUGAAUGCGUUUAGAGACGAUAGAAGUAGCGAUUGCUCGUUACGAGGUGAUACAAAGAAAUUCCUUGGUACGGUGUUCAUAAUUGCUCAUAGUUAUGGCGGCGGAAACCCAUGGCAUGAAUUGGAAGAAAUAUUACAUAUCUAUGCUUCAAUGCGAAUACAUGGUUUAGAAAAGACACUGAAAAGGAACGGUUUCGUAGUAUUAUUCGAUGGUAUUAAUUUAGGCGAUUGGAAAAAGACGCAUCCAAUUUACCAUCCUCUCGUGGAUUCUUGGUUUGGAGGACGGGAAGCAAAAACAAUGAAAGAAGUAUUAGGUGAUUCGGAUUGUGCGACAUUUGAAAAAGUUGCAUUUAUUCCCCACGGAGGAACUUCACAAUUAUCGCGAGGUAGCGGCGAUGCGGGAGCGAAGAAUUGUCGGAUUAGUCCAGUCGUACACGGAUUUGCAAAGACUAUUUUGAGCGCACAUCCAGAGAUUGAAAAAAUACGAGCCGAGAAGAUUGUCUUUAUUCAUAGAGGUAAAGGAACUUCCACGAGUAGGCCUGUGCAUGGAUAUGCAGAGUUCAUAAAUCAACUUCGUUUGAAUAUGCAACGGAAUGUUCAAGUUGUAGAUUUUGCUGAACUGAAAGACAUAUUCGAGCAAAUGAAAGUCGCUCGCGGCGCAAAAGUGCUCAUUGGCGAGCACGGUGCGGCGUUAACCCAUGGUAUUUGGAUGCAUCCAGGCACGACGUUAGUGGAAAUAAGACAAAAAUUUCGAUGUCACUGUUACGAAAACGUCGCCGCUUGGACAGGAUUAAAAUACAAUAGAUUAGAAUCCGUCGGUACCGCUCUCGCGACCUCUUUACAAUCAUACGCGAAAGGAAGAAGAAGGUAG
This is a messenger RNA of Bathycoccus prasinos, 1422 nucleotides long. RefSeq names its product DUF563 domain protein. Bases 1 to 1422 code for a protein of 473 amino acids. NCBI's taxonomy places the organism in Eukaryota, Viridiplantae, Chlorophyta, Mamiellophyceae, Mamiellales, Bathycoccaceae. The record is from RefSeq and is a predicted model, not a curated record. Gene Ontology annotation, molecular function: glycosyltransferase activity. The transcript has a single exon.